UUUAAGAAUAUCCAUGUCAACGAAUUGAGACCUCAGUGAAUAGAGCCACACCGCUACAAAGCAAUUGUUAGUGUAACUGACGUGUCACUCAUUAUCGGUCAGGUAGCCUGCCUGACAUUAUAUGUUUUUGUGGACACACAUUUAGUUACUACCUAUAUUUGGCAUCAUUAAAUCACAAUAGCCAUGAGUACGAUACCUGAGCAAGCAACCCGCUUUGACAGCGCCCAGAACGAUUCUGCUUCACAGGAUCAGGGCCAGGGGCAAUCAAACAGCUCAUCACAACAGCAACAGGACCAGCAGCAUCAACAGCAACCACAGAAUGCACCAGCGAAGCUUCUUCAGCAUUUCCAAACUAAUCGCAUCGAUUCGGCACUGUGGGCACUUCGCCUGCUCGUCAUCUUCUUUACCAUUAGCUAUGUGUUGCCCAUAUUUAUCUCACAACAGAGCUCGUUUAGCAAGGUGCUGCUGGCCAAUGCGGCCAUCUCUGCACUGCGUUUGCAUCAGCGAGUACCGGCUUUUUCCUUUAGUCGCGAGUUUUUGGCACGUUUGUUUGCUGAGGAUUCAUGCCAUUACAUGAUGUACUCGUUGAUCUUCUUCAGCGUUCGGCCCACGCUUCUAGUGCUGAUCCCCGUCAUGCUUUACUCAGUGCUACAUGCCUCCAGCUAUUCGCUCAAAUUGUUGGAUUUGAUUGGUCAAAACUCUUGGUGGGGUGCACGCUUCAUCAUUUCGAUUGUGGAAUUCCAGGCGGCUAACAUCCUAAAGGCCACCGCAUUCUGCGAAAUCUUCAUUAUGCCUUAUGCCAUUGUAUUGACCUUUAUGAGCCAUGCUGGUCUUAUGACACCAAUAAUCUACUACCACUAUUUGGUCAUGCGCUACAGUUCACGUCGCAAUCCGUACCCACGCACUGCUUUUGCAGAGCUGCGCAUCACCUUUGAGGCGCUGGCUUCUCGCUCGCCGCCCGCUGUAGGUAAAAUCAUUCGGGUUGGCAUUGGCUUCGUGAACCGUCUGGCACCGCAACCCCAACCGGCGCCAUCGCAGUAAAUUAAUGCCACCGCGAACUGCAUUACCACUUAUAUUCAAGUGGCGAAAAAUAAAAAUUUUUAAGAUAAAUAAGCCGGUUUAAAAAAUAUAAAAAAAUAUUAAUAUUAUACUCAAAUUAGAAUGAGUUUUGGGGUCCAUACAGUUUGGUGUUUUUUGGGAGAUUGUGUCGUCUUGAAAGCUGGAUUAUAAUGCACUGCUCUGUAAAUUUUCGUUAUACAACUGUGGUAUAUCAAGCAUUGAUUAAUAGAUUACUAUUUAAUACACAUAUUUAUACAGACAGCUUAAUAUAAAGGUCAUUGUGAAAAGUGAAAACAAUGCGUUUUACCCACAUUUAUCAAUAUCAUAUAUAAAUUAUCGUUUAUAUCGUUCAAACAAUAAAGGUUUAUUUGAUAAAUUUAUUUGAAUUCUA
Messenger RNA from Drosophila sulfurigaster albostrigata, 1450 nucleotides. RefSeq names its product Krueppel homolog 2 (gene Kr-h2). NCBI's taxonomy places the organism in Eukaryota, Metazoa, Arthropoda, Insecta, Diptera, Drosophilidae. Gene Ontology annotation, cellular component: endoplasmic reticulum; membrane. The transcript has 5 exons. The record is from RefSeq and is a predicted model, not a curated record. Gene Ontology annotation, biological process: membrane organization; endoplasmic reticulum tubular network organization. Bases 184 to 1041 code for a protein of 285 amino acids.